Molecule: messenger RNA, 2777 nt
Organism: Aplysia californica (California sea hare)
Lineage: Eukaryota; Metazoa; Mollusca; Gastropoda; Aplysiida; Aplysiidae
Product: N-alpha-acetyltransferase 25, NatB auxiliary subunit
Biological process (GO): N-terminal peptidyl-methionine acetylation
Cellular component (GO): NatB complex; cytoplasm
Molecular function (GO): protein-N-terminal amino-acid acetyltransferase activity; protein binding
Source: RefSeq, a predicted model, not a curated record
UGUCGAUCGUUCUGCUUGCCAUUGAGCAUUGAGAAGAUGGCGUCCCGUAGCCAUGUGGAUGUAAAUGAACGGCGAUUGCGGCCAAUAUAUGACUGCCUCGACAAUGGCAAUAACAAAAAAGCCAUCCAAGAGGCAGACAAAGUGCUGAAGAAACAGAAGGACCUGACAUGUGCAAAGGUGCUGAAAGCUCUGGCUUUGCUGCGCAUGGGCCGUGUAUCAGAGGGCUCCUCCAUGUUGACCGCCAUCCACGCCUCGGAGCCCACGGACGAGCAGACGCUGAGUGCCAUGGCUAUCUGCUACAAGGAGACACAACAGUAUCCCCUGAUUGCGAGCCUCUAUGAAGCAGCAGCGCGGCAUCAGCCGGCCAAUGAGGAUAUUCUGUCGUGUCUAUUUAUGGCUCAUGUUCGGCUCGGCAACUACCAGCAGCAGCAGCGCACAGCCAUGAUGCUCCACAAGCUGAGGCCGGCGAAGAACCCGUACUAUUUCUGGGCGGUCAUGAGUAUUGUGAUGCAGGCUCACAAAGACCGUGCGCUUGGACUCAGCAUGUACCUCCCUCUGGCAGAAAAGAUGACGCAGAAGUACAUCAAGGAAGAAAAGAUUGAGGCAGAAGCAGAGAUCUUGUUGUACCUCAUCAUUCUGGAACUGGAAGAAAAGUGGGAGGAAGCGCUGGCAGUUCUGGAAGGUCCCAUGGGAGGACAACUUGGCAACGAACUCAACCUGCGCGAGACGCGCCUGGCCGCCGUGUGCACCAAGCUGCUCAAGUGGGACACGGUCAACAGCAUCUACAAACAGCUCCUGGAUGUCACGCCCGACGACUGGCACUUCUGGCUCAAGUACCUGGACGCGGGCUUUGAAAUGGUGGACAGUGGCUUCGAGCCGGACCAGGACACGAGCGAAGGCGGCCAGCGAGCGGACCACACGGUGGAUCUGAUGCGAGAGUUUGUGGAGGGGAAGAUCGCCGGUAUGGAGCCCGCCGUCCUGUUGAGGGGGCCCUUCCUGGCACAACUACAGCUGCUCAAGCUUGUCACCUCUCGAAACUUGGACGUCGCGCCGUCUGUUGGAAGUGCCUUGCAGCUGCUCAAAGAGUACUUUGACAAGUUUGGUCACAAGUUCUGUUGUUUUGGAGACAUGACGCUGUUCUUAGAUCUCCUAAACAGCUCAGAAACAGAUGAGCUCUUGUCUCACAUCCAAGGGUCGGUGGGUCUAGAUGAGUCUGAGGGGGAGGAUCUGCUGUUUGCCAAGGAUAUCAGUCAGAUGACCCGUCACAUGGUCUCGGUACAACUGUCGCGACGGGCCGGCAAACACCACCUCAUGUCCUCGGAGGCCCGCCUGGCACUGUCUCAACAGCUCCAGCUACGUUAUCGCCAGGGGCUCAGUUUUGGUCGUGAGCUCCUCCAGACAGAUUUGCAAUACAGUGAUAACUACCUGCUCAUGGCCGUCCAUUUGUUGCUGGACGAGUGGUCGCUCACAGGAGAUGACGUGUAUGUCUGGAGGGCCGUGGUUCACCUAGAGCUGGGCAUCCGAGAGAGUCCGGCCAAUUUCCAGUUCAAACUUCUACUCAUCCGGCUGUACUGCAUCAAAGGUGUGUUUGGGCCGUGCCCUGCUCUCUACGAUGCCAUGGAAAUGAAGCAUAUCAUCAACGACACUAUGGGGUACAUUGUAUCCAACCACGUGGUGCGGCUGGGUCACAUGAUGGAGGCAGGAACGAUGUACAGCACAAUGGUUCGGUUCUUCUUGGUCAACCAGAAAGAGGCUUCCGAGCACCUCAUGUCCUCCUACAAGUUUGGGUCUUUUGGUCGAAUCCAGGAAUUUGUGGAGUUCCAAGACCGCCUGGAUCGCUCCCUCCAGUUCCAGAGCGCCCACACGGAGAAGAUGUUGCUGGACCUGAUGUUGCAGACGGACUGCCACGAGGCGGUGGAAGCGGCGGCCGACUGUAUCGCCACGCAGACCAAGCACAUACAGUGUGACGAAGUGGUCGACAAUCGGGACUUGGCGAUCGCACUAUGCUGGGAUCCUCCCUCUCGACUCAAACCAGAGCAAUACAGGGAGGACUCAUUAGCAGAAGAAAAAUGCUGGCUGCAGCUGCGUCAGUUGGAGCUGCAGCUGUUGCUGUCGGCCGUGGCCGCCGGCCUGGAGAUGUCGGGAGCGGCGGGCCUCAACGGCAACAGCUCGGAGGGCCAUGGGGGCGGGGACGGGAAGGAGGCGCCGCUGGACGCCCUCAACGCCCGAGUGAAGGAGCUACUGGACUUUGCUGCCAAGUCGCAAGAUUUUGCCGAGCCCCGACAGUACCACGUGGUUCAGGGUCCACACCGGACGCGGAUCGCCAACAUCCUGACGGGACCUCACCUAGAGCUCCUGGCCGCCUUGAGGGACUGCGUCGUCUAUAUACACGAUCUCCACCAGAAGGACCUGGAAAGUGUUGGGGAUAAGCAAGAGACGUGUUGGAAGGCAGUGACAGAAACAGCUCGCAUUGGAGUGCGAGGCGGAGCGGCUGGUGUGGAGCAAGGUGGAGCGCAGCGUGCAGCAGUCGUCUCGGGAGAUGUGCGAGGUCCUACACCACAAACAGUUCUAUCUCAACACCCUCAUGCUGUGAUCUCAUUGCGGUUGCGCCACACGCGUUGGCGUGUACGUUGACGUGCGCGCACGCGCACACACACACACACACACGUUUUCACAUACAUCGGCACGUUCACAGAUGCAGGUGUUUUUUAUAUAUAUAUAUAUAGUCCACUGGAAAAACGUGCAUAGUCACAAACUGAAAACCGUGAGGUUUAUCA